Molecule: messenger RNA, 702 nt
Organism: Brachypodium distachyon (stiff brome)
Lineage: Eukaryota; Viridiplantae; Streptophyta; Magnoliopsida; Poales; Poaceae
Product: zinc finger MYM-type protein 5-like
Exons: 3
Coding region: 1-702 (233 amino acids)
Source: RefSeq, a predicted model, not a curated record
AUGUCGUCAAGAAUUAGAAAAUAUCCAUCUGACAGUGAGAAAAGGAAAAGGAAGAAACGAGAUGAGGAUAUGAUAAAGUCGCUGAAAGGAUCCAUGGAUAAAUAUUUAAAGAGUAACAUGAGCACGCCCGACAUAGCAAGAAAUCCAGAUGAGUGGGCAAUAGUUGUUGUGGAAGAGGCCCCUGAAGAGAACAAUGUUGACAACAACAUGGAUGAUAACAAUGUGAGUGAUCAUGAGCCUGUAUUUAAUUCUCCGGAAUCUGCUAGUGUUGAUGAGGAACCAGUUUUUAGCACUGAUAUUUAUGAUCCAAUAAAUUGGGAUAAUCUUGAUAACAAAGUAAGGGAUAUGUUAGUGGAGAAGGGGCCUCAAAGAGAAGAAAAUUUUGAAUAUCCAUUGGAUGCUGAUGGAAGACAUUUUUCAUACAUUCAUUACUCUGGAAAAUUGAGCAAUGGAGAGAAUUCAUUGGGACGUGAUGGUUUUUAUGAUUGGAGGCAUAUCAGUGUGAGAUUGAAAGAACAUGAAGCUAGUGUUGAGCAUCUUACCAACAUGAAGUCUUGGAAUGAGCUGAGAGCUAGAUUGAGCAAACAUGAAACAAUUGACAAAGAGUUACAGCAAGAAAUCUCAAAGGAGAAAGAACGCAUAAGCUUGGCUUUUAGAGGUUCUAGUGAGCAGCUCUACAAUGCCAUUAAUGGUAAUUUUUAG